UUUUAUGCAAUUUUUCAUCGUGCUUAAAAGUGCAUACACGAACAUUCAUAUUGAUUUUCUAUUUGAAAUUCAUGGGCACAUGCCCGUGAAUUUGUUAUUUAAUUAUUUUUUUUAUUUUGAAUUAAUUAUUAUGAAUAUGAGAAAGGCCUAAUAAAUUACUAACAGUUUUUACAAGCACAUACCAACCUUCCUAUUAAUUACUUUUAUAAUAUUUGAUGUAUAUGAAAAGAGUUUUCAAAAAAUUUAUAAUAAUUUUUAUAAAUAAUCAGGAUAAAAUUCCCCAAUAAAGGGAUAUUUUUUUUAUUAAAAAUAUGGAUGUUUUUAAAUAUUUUAAAAAUAAUACCUAUUUAAAAAUACUAAUUAAAAUACCUAGUAUUUGAUUUAUUACUUCUAUUUGAUUUAAAUAGAAAUAUUUUUGUUUCUUUAUUGUAUUAAUUUCUUAUAGGUUUGUAUGGAUUCAAUAAAUGACACUAUUUAGGUACUUGCUUAUCACAAUUGCUCUGGGAUAUAGAGAAUGACAUAAAUUGUUAUGCCAAAGCAGGAUGCUUAAGUUAUCUCCUGAUAAAUGGUAGCUUUAUUUGUGUUGCUUUACUCUGAAUAAAUCAGUGUGUUAUUUGUUAAAUGAUUUUAAACACUAUCAUGACAUGCAUUAGGUUUGUAUUACCACUAACCUAGUCAUCUGGUGUAUAAUAAACACAAGACAAUUUAAAGGAUUAUUUUAAUUCAAUUCCAAUAUCCUUCAUGCCACAUUUAAAGGAAAUUAUGACUUACUAGUUGUAUAAAUAGAUCAUGUACUGAGUUUACAGAUAUUUUGUUAUGAAUAAACUCAAAUACACCAGUUUCAUGGAAUUUAGCACAUAUGUGGACUAAACUUCAGGAGUUAUGCAUAAAGCUUGACCUGGCAAAUCUACAAGGAGACCUAUAAACAUGUCAUACAUUCAUAUUCAGAACCAGUUCGACUUCGCAUGUGCCGGCGUCACAGAAACCGGGUUUAGAAGACUGGGUGAAAGAAGAAAUAACUGGCGGUGCCCUGGGUGUAAGUCCGGAUCUUCACUUUCGCCUGCCGCAACAUCCCCAAUGCCUUCCCAGUUGGACAGUAUACAGGAGCAGUUGAGUCGGAUCACUUUCCAGCUGGAGCCGUUGAAGUCUCUCUCGGCAGAUGUUGCCGUUAUCAAGGCCGAAAUGUCAGAUUUAAAAGCCUCUGUUGAAAUGGCUCACUCGGCUUUUGCGUCUUUGGAUGCUCGCGUCAAAGGUGUUGAAAAGGCUUUGACAGAGAUCCCUGAUUUGCAGGAGGAAGUAUGCAGACUGCGGCAAGAGCUUGAGGAUAGGGAUCAGUGGGCUCGAGCGAACAAUGUCGAGAUCCGUGGGGUACCCUUAAGGAAGGGAGAAAAUCUAUAUGAGAUUGCGGAAAGGAUAGGGGAGUUGAGUAAUUUCCCUAUAAGAAGGGAAUCUAUAAGCUGCAUUGCGAGGAUACCUACUCGAGUGCCUGAUGCUGAGAAACCUAUAAUAAUAUCGUUUAAUAAUAGAUAUAUUAAAGAAGAUUUGGUGGCGUCCGCGCGUAAAAGCAAGCAGCUUACGCUCGCAGGUUUGGGUUUCUCUGCUACUGGUCCGUUCUACGUAAACGACCAUCUGACCCAGAAGAAUAAGACCUUGUUAAGUAAGGCGAGAUCACUGGCUCGAGAGACGGAUUUCAGAUAUGUUUGGGUGAAGCAUGCAAAAAUUAUGGCCAGAAAAUCCGACACGUCACCUGUUUUUAUUAUAAGAAACGAAAAAGACCUUUUAAAAAUAGUUUAACUUUGUUUCUUGAAUGCGUUAGACUCCCGAAGUUGCAGUCUUUUAGAUUUUGUUAUAAACUUGUAAGCAGAUUGAGAACCAUGCGUGCAUUCCUUCCUUUGUGUUUUUAUGUGAGUCGGCUCGGUGGAGCGGGCUACCUGUUUCCGCAGGUAAGUGCUCGUAGGCAACGGCAGUGCGCGCCGCAGCUUCGACUGUGCGCACGCGUUGCAAGAAAUACAUUUGUAUGUUGGAGGUUUGACUGCGCACUUCGCAGUUUGUUUACAUCGCAUGUCAUUAUUUACGCUGAGCUUACGGUAUUUCUUAUAACUCUCCAUUCACUCGCCUGCGUUCUAUGCAAUUUAUUCUUCGGCUUAAAUUCCUUAUUUGCAUUUAGUUUUACCUGGAUGCUAGGACACUUUUUUCGGCUAAAUAGUUAUAUUUAUUUUGCAUAUUUCUCUCAGACUAUUUUAAAUCCUCAUUUAUCGCCAAACGUUAGUUUAAUUUAUCUUUGUUAUAAUUUGCUUAGUGCCAGUGCAGUAUCUGUCAGUAAUAUUUUUAUUUGUAGGUUUUUGAUGUCAUUGUUUAUUUUAAGUAUUAAACUGAUAACGUACAUAAAUUAUUUGCUAUAUGCAGUACCUUGUGUCGGAACUGAUAAUAUUAUUAUAUAUAGUUCGCAUAAGUUACUUAUGUUAUAUAUAAAUAUUAUAGCUAUAGUUAAUUAUUUUUAUUUUAUCGUUAACGCAUUCGGUACUAUUUUUAUUUUAUGUAAGAUUGUGACGUUAAGUAAAAGUAGAUUGUCGUUUUUCGUUUAUUUACAUUAUUUCCUUAUAUAUUUUGCAAUUGUUCACUGUAAUAUUAUUAUCAAUUUCUUGAUAAUAUCGAUAUUGAAUAGAAGACUUGUAUUGAAUACAUGUUAUUUAUACAGAUUUCUGUAUAAAUCGAUUAGUUACAAUGCUGACAUUAAUAUUAUUUUUAUCUGGUAUCUAGUACUGAGGUUCAUUAUAUUAUCUACUAUAGUCUUUACAAAGUUUCUACUUAGACUUAUGUUGAUUAUUAUUAAUUGUGGAUUCUAAUAUUAAAGUUUUUUACCAAAAUACUCGAGGGCUUCGUACAAAGACACAAAUAUUUAAACGUAAUCUUUUAUUAACAUCUUUUGACAUUGUUUCGCUGACAGAGACGUGGUUGCUUGAGUGUUUGGGAGACAGUGAGUUGUUUGAUGAUAGGUACGUAGUAUUUAGACGGGAUAGAAAUUACGAAAUGACUGGCGAAAAAUAUGGCGGCGGAACAUUACUCGCCGUUCAUAGGGACUUCGCAGCCAUUGAACGACCUGAGUGGCGGUCAUCUGCAGAGGAUAUUUGGGUGACAAUUACGCUAAAAAAUAACAAUCUUAAAGAAAACAUAAAACUACAUGUUUGUACAAUAUACCUCUGCAAAGAAGCGCUUGGUAACUCUUUUAACAUGCAGUUGAGUAAUUUUUCAGAAAAGCUUUCGUCUAUAUUUGAUACUUGCCCGAAUGACUCGUUUUUAAUAUUAGGGGAUUUUAAUUUAAAAAAUGUAGAAUGGUGUGAUGAAGGAAACUAUCUGCGUCCUAGUGGGGUAUCUGGGGUUUCUCAAUUGUUAUUUUUUGAUACUCUGUCAGAAUGUAACCUUAACCAAUUUAAUUAUAUUAGAAAUUCCUCCUGUAAUCGUAUCCUGGACUAUGUACUAUCCAAUGGGCCCGUAGUUGUCUCACACUGUGAGGAUCCUCUGGUUCCUGAGGACCCACAUCACAAAUCGCUUGAGAUCAAAUUAUCCUUCUUAACAAAUGUCGCACUUAAGAGCAAUCCUAGAAUUAAAUUUGUGUACGAGAAAGCCGACUUUGAGGCAAUAGUGAGUUCACUUAAUGAAGUCGAUUGGAAAUUGUUGUUAUAUAAUUGCUCCUUAGAUGAUGCUACGGAUGCCUUCUAUAAUCACCUAUAUCGCUUGCGAGAUUUAU
Amyelois transitella is the source of this 3748-nucleotide messenger RNA. RefSeq lists its product as uncharacterized. The record is from RefSeq and is a predicted model, not a curated record. NCBI's taxonomy places the organism in Eukaryota, Metazoa, Arthropoda, Insecta, Lepidoptera, Pyralidae. Bases 928 to 1794 code for a protein of 288 amino acids. The transcript has a single exon.